Molecule: messenger RNA, 6174 nt
Organism: Xiphophorus maculatus (southern platyfish)
Lineage: Eukaryota; Metazoa; Chordata; Actinopteri; Cyprinodontiformes; Poeciliidae
Product: CUGBP Elav-like family member 3
Exons: 15
Coding region: 706-2082 (458 amino acids)
Biological process (GO): regulation of alternative mRNA splicing, via spliceosome; mRNA splice site recognition
Cellular component (GO): ribonucleoprotein complex; nucleus; cytoplasm
Molecular function (GO): mRNA binding
Source: RefSeq, a predicted model, not a curated record
CCGGCAUCAGUAGGACGUGAGAAGAUACCCAACCGUUGGACAGGAAAUAAGGUCGAGGUAACUGUCCGCUCAUCGUGGUGGGAACAAUACCGUCACGGCUGAAAGAGGUCGUAACGUGAGGCCAGCCGCGUUCAAACAGUCGUGAGUUAGUCUAAAUUUUUAAAAGCCAGCUCGGUUGCAAAACAGGAAUUAAAAGUGACAACCAUAGCUGGCGUCGUCCACUUUUUGGUGACAUUUUCACUCCGCCGGUGAGAAGCUGUCAGCUGCCAGGGCUUUCCUCCUUCCCCCUCCAGGAGCACAUUUUGUAUUGUUUUGUUUGUUUACUUAUUUAUUUUAAAAACACAACACGUACACAGUCGAGCCAGUUGUAGUAGUAUCUGUAUAAGCCAAGGAGGAGGAGGAGGGAGAUCGCGGCUGGGUACAAAGAGCGGCGAGCACCCAGAGAGGAGGCUGGCGGACGGGACGGAGCGGAGCGGAGCGGCGAGGACAACAGCGGGGACCCGACCGAGAGCAUCUCUGAGUAAUUUCUGAUCUACGCGAGCUCCACGAGUGAUUUUAAUUAGCGGAAUCCCCAACACCGUUUAUCGACCAAAAAGGACUUGUCCAGCAACAGCUGGUCCUCUCCAUAAAUACCUGCUCCUGAUCUGUUCACACCCCCCCACCACCACCCUCAGGUCCUGCAGCCAUCACCUCCACUUUGUACCGAUGAAGGAGGCCGACGCCAUCAAGUUGUUUGUGGGGCAGAUUCCUCGGAAUCUGGAGGAGAAGGACCUCAAGCCCAUUUUUGAGCAAUUUGGCAAGAUCUACGAACUGACUGUGAUUAAGGAUAAAUACACCGGGAUGCACAAAGGAUGCGCGUUUCUGACGUAUUGCGCACGAGAGUCGGCCCUGAAAGCCCAGAGCGCUCUCCAUGAGCAGAAAACACUACCAGGGAUGAAUCGGCCGAUCCAAGUUAAACCAGCUGACAGUGAAGGCCGAGGAGAGGACAGGAAGUUGUUUGUGGGCAUGCUGGGAAAGCAGCAGAGUGAUGAGGAUGUCAGAAGGCUGUUUGAGCCCUUUGGCAGCAUAGAGGAGUGCACUGUUUUGAGAGGACCAGAUGGCACAAGCAAAGGGUGCGCCUUUGUGAAAUUCCAGGGUCAUGCCGAAGCCCAAGCUGCAAUCAGCAGCCUGCAUGGGAGCCGCACAAUGCCUGGAGCGUCGUCCAGUCUGGUGGUAAAGUUUGCUGACACGGAGAAGGAGCGGGGGCUGAGGAGGAUGCAGCAGGUGGCCUCCCAACUCGGCAUCUUCAGCCCCAUGACCCUCAACUUUCCUGCCUACAAUGCCUACACGCAGGCGGUCAACGCACAGCUUGUCCAACAGCAGGCCCUGGUUGCCCAGUCAGCGUACUUGUCUCCUGUCGCAACAGUUGCUGCUGUACAGAUGCAGCAGAUGGCGGCACUCAAUGCCAACGGAAUCAUCGCAACACCCAUUACACCUAUCACACCGUCCUCGGGUACAAACACUCCACCAACUAUCGCAGCAACACCUGUGUCAGCUAUCCCGCCAGCAUUAGGAGUGAAUGGUUACAGCAGCGUGCCAGCUCCCACCAAUGGACAGCAAACAGAAACACUGUACACCAAUGGAGUUCACCCAUACCAAGCCCAGAGCCCAGCUGCAGCUUUGGACCCUCUUCAGCAAGCCUACGCAGGCAUGCAGCACUACACAGCGGCGUAUCCUGCUGCCUACGGAUUGGUUGGGCAGCCGUUUCCCCAGCAGCCGACACUGGUUGCUCAGCAACACCAGCAGCCCCAGCAACAGCAGCAAAGAGAAGGUCCAGAGGGGUGUAACAUCUUCAUCUACCACCUGCCACAGGAGUUCAGUGACUCUGAGAUGCUGCAGAUGUUCCUGCCCUUUGGCAAUGUCAUAUCGGCUAAAGUGUUCGUGGACCGAGCUACCAACCAGAGCAAAUGUUUUGGAUUUGUGAGUUUUGACAACCCUGCCAGCGCUCAGGCUGCUAUCCAGGCGAUGAAUGGCUUUCAGAUUGGCAUGAAAAGACUCAAAGUGCAGCUCAAAAGGCCCAAAGAUGCCAACCGCCCAUACUGAGUGACAGCGGAGAGAAGAACGAACAAAUACGGAGAGAUCCUCCCGUCCAAUCAUAUUUCACGAGGACCCCAUCGCUAUGGCAAUGGUUGCCUAGUGACCGAUAAAGCCCUGAUCCCCCCUUCCUCUCGCAUUGUUGUAAGUUGAUUGGUUGGCCUGUGUUUGGGUUGCUGUGGCGAUUUUAUUGCCUGUGUUGGUUCUGUCACCUCGAGCAACCAGCCAUGCGUUGACCUGCAUGUCCUGUUGCUGUAGUGAUCACAGACUGUGUUUGGUGCAUUGUGACUUUAUUUUGUAUUGACCUGUGCACAUACUGAUCAAUAACUAUCUAUAGCCAGGACUGCACUCAACUGAUUCAACUGAUCUGAUUGGAUAUUUGAUACACUUAAUCACUUUAUAGUAAUCUAUCUGAGAAAUUCUGUAGCAAAGCUUGUUAUUUUUUUUGCAGCUUUGUUUUUGAUCAGUUUCUGUAGUGUUCUGUUUGGUGUCAUUAUUAUUAUUUGAACAAAUGGUUUGGGUAAAAUAGUGAGCGUGGACAUCUAUGUGUGCAUAUGUUUCUGUGUUACACUGUUAGCGUGUAAUGCAGGACUGAAUAAUCUUCGUUGCAUUGCCUUCUGCAUUGAGGUGUCCAUAGUUUUCCAUAACAAACUGGUGGAGACAAGCACAGCAACAACACAGGGAACAAGAAUUAUGCUUUGAUGGGGGAAAAAUACAUGUAUUAGGAAGUUGCAGCAUAAAAUGGCAGGCCGUGAUGGACAAGAGGACAUGACAUGUUUAUGGUAUGCAAAACUCCAAAAUGUGGCUGCAAACGGAUCCAACGCAUGGGAUAUAUAUAAACAAGAAGAAUUAGAUUAAGUUAUCUUUUUGAUGGCUGUAGCGCUCUGUUUUCAUGGGCGAGCAUGCAUUUUGUUGAGCUGUACUCUGAUAGGCUGAGUUCAUAAUCUUGGAUUGUGACUUUUUUACACUGUGAUGCUGCACUUUAGUUUUCUUACUCCUCCAUUUUUCUCUGAGACUUCUUUACAUCUUUUAUCACUGCUCCUGCUCUUUUUCUGUCUCUCUUGUCGUCUUCUUCUUCUCCACAUUUUUCUCUCCUUCAAGUGUUGAUCUGCUUCUUUCAUCUCAACCUCCUUAUACUAUUCCUUCUGACUUGUGUUUUGGGGUGAAGGGUAUGAUGGUGUCAUGGUGGAAGAACAAGUGCCUCUUGCUCAUUGGAGAACAGCCUUCAAAUAUAGGAAUUCUGGGAGAGUUUUUUAAAAUUUAUUUAAGACUUAAAAACUUCAGCAUGGCUGCUGUCAGAUCAGAGUGUGGAGGCAUCAAAAGGAUUUUCACUUUUAUUUUUUUUCAACUUUGUGUAACCUGCUAUGCCUUGCAAAAGUAAUCACACACUCAGACAUCUUACACAAUUUACCACAUUGCAACCCAAAACACAAUGUAGUGUUUACUUAUGAAGAGGAAGCAAAACAAAACAUAGUUUCUAAAAAAAAAAAUCUUUAGAAAUAAAAAUUUUAAAAGUGGGAUUUUCAAUUAUAUCGAACUGCUUUUAACUCUAAUACCACUAAAACAAACCCGAUGCUUUGUUCCAAUUAGUUAAUUGUGUCCACCUGUCUGUAAUUUAAUUCUCCUGUAAAUCCAGAUGUUUUGUGGAGAGAAUGUUUUAAUCCAUGAUCUAAAAAUUGCAUAGCUGCAAUGGUUAAAACGAACACUGGUAUGGUUUGUAAUAAAGAAACUAACACUGUACAUCAUCCUAAGCAAUCACUAGGACAGCGUCAUGCCUUAGCAGGGGCAAGGAAGCUGGUCAGUGUUUAUUGGAAGAUGGAUGAAGCUAAUUAAAGGUCAAUCCUGGGGGAAAAAAACAGAUAAAGGCAACAAAAGACUAGAGACUUGGCAAAUGCAGUCCAAGUUAUGAUGGUUUAAAUCAGUUCCUAUUCAUGUGUUUGGCUGACCAAACAAAGUCCAGACCUAGUGCAAAUCUGGUGGAGACAUACAGUACUUCUAAAUUAUUGCAGAGUAUGGCUUAUGUCUAAUGUAUAUAAGUAUAAAUAUAGCGAUGCUCACCACACUUUUUCAAAUGUUUUUUUAUGAAAAAUAACACAAAUGUUCACUAUUUGGUGCUGAUCUGCCACAUGACAUCCUAGUAAAAAAUAAGGUUUGUGGCUGUAACGUCAGAAAAUGUGACAAUCAAAUUAAUCAAACUAAAUUUUCUUUGUACAAUUAAAUAACAAGGCAGUUCAAAGUGUUUUAAUACAUGAAAACUCAAAAAUCAACAAUUGAAACAUUACAUUUUACCAAGCGCUGUCAUUACCUAUCAAAGCAUUGGUUAGUAUUUCACUUAUGAAGGAACUCAGUGUUUCGACUGUUUUACAAUGUUCCGUGGGUGUUAGUAUUUUUGCAAGGCAUUAUAUAUUUAAUGAUUUAAAGACUUCUAUAAAUGAAUAUAUAGACAAUGAAAAUAAUUAAAGCAUUAAAACCUGCAGUUAGAGCAUUUUUCUAAUUAUAUUGUCACCCAGAAUUUCUAUACUGCUAAUGCCAGAGAGUGAUGCAUGUUGUUGGUAGUGUUUGCUUGCCAUGAUCCGGGGCACCUAAGUGCAGCAGAUGCUGAAAACACAUAAAUGCGAGUUCCCAGAGUUUCAAGAGCGCACACACAAACAUACACACACAUGCUUUUCUUACAGACACAUAGUUGAGGUCAUACUAGGAUGCAUACCAGUGACUUACUGUAAUUAGCUGCAUGAUCUGACCAGACACGGUAUGUGUAUAUGUAAAAGCACCGUGAUUUACUACUGUUGACAUCUGCCAAUGAUGCUCUGAGACUGAAAUUUUAAAAAGCUAGGAGCGUCCAAAGGUACAAAGGGGAGCAGCAAGUCUGUCUGUAGCUCCAGUGAUUCCCAGACAGGAGUCUUGUUGGAUGGAUGGGGCAUGUUUGACAAAAUGUGAAGCUCAGAAACCCACGCAGAGCUCCAGUUUUCCUACAAAUUUUAACAAAAUCUUUAAUUUUUUUUUCUCUAUUCCUCUCUUCUCAUUCAUUUACCACUCCCUCUACCCUCCAACUCCUCUCACAGGCGACCUCUCAGAGUCCAACUGAAGGUGAAGUCCCAGGGUUCAUUGUGCUUUCAGACUGUCUUCUACCUGUGAGCGUCUGCAGAGAGCUGCCACACAAACACACACUGACGUACACAGAGAUACCCUUAAUUGUGAACCUCAAAGCUGAAAUGUAUAUAAAAUGCACAAGACAAACACAUGCCUGCUGACACUCACUCACACAGUUAACACAAAUUAGGUAUCCGUACAGCCGGAAGCUUGGUUUGACCAGUCUGUAUGGAAAAGGGUAUUUAGUACAACUAAGAGAACUCAGACCACAUGAGUAGGAAAGGCACUGAUAAAAAAAAAACAAUGAUAUAUCACUUCAAUAGACUUUAACAUGUCUAUUCCAUGUCUAUUACGUGACAAAUAUAGAGGGAUUGUUGUUUCAUAAUAAAAAAGAAAGAAAAUACAAAAAAAGACGGCUAAAUGAGUAGGUUAGAAAGACUUUGGAAAGGAUCCUUAUGAGCUGUAUAUAGUUUAGUUUACAAAGAGCAGCAUUUAAAAAAAACAAGAAAACAUGCAAAAAAGAAUAAUACUUUAGAUAAAACACUGAACAGAACACUACAACAUAACUAUUAUUAUCAUUAUUAUUCUUAUUAAUACAACUAGUAACAUCAUCAUUCUUCAUGAGAAAGCUAUUACAUUCCAAAUUGUAAAAUGGGGAAAUCACAAACCUAUUUUAAAUUUCUACUUAGAUUUUAGGUGAAACACAGGGGAGGGUGCGGGGUUGCACUUUUAUUCGGGAGGUUUUAAUAAUUGAGCUAUUUUUUAUUUAUUUAUUUACUAAUUUAACAAUUAUUUGUUUAUCGGGAGAAAAUGUUUGAGUGGCAAUGCAAUAUUUUGGUUUUAGGAUUUUCUAGAGAAAAACUUUUGAGAGCCUGUUUCUGUCAGACUCUUACAAUCGAGUAAUUAUAAUGUAUCUAUUAACUAUUACAGCAAUUAUAUUUAUUUCUUAUUUAUUGAAUCCUGUUUUUUGAUCCACUCUUUUUAAGUUUAAAUAAAAGGUAUCAUACUAAA